Molecule: messenger RNA, 1248 nt
Organism: Melanotaenia boesemani (Boeseman's rainbowfish)
Lineage: Eukaryota; Metazoa; Chordata; Actinopteri; Atheriniformes; Melanotaeniidae
Gene: nenf
Product: neudesin neurotrophic factor
Exons: 4
Coding region: 50-532 (160 amino acids)
Cellular component (GO): endomembrane system; membrane
Source: RefSeq, a predicted model, not a curated record
UGGAAGUGGAAGAUAGAGUUUCCGCAUUAAACUAAAUAACGAUACUGCCAUGGCAACAGCGCGAUUUUGUGUCGUUUUUGUCGUCCUUUCAGCGACUUUAGCGGAAGAUAUUAAAUUAAAAUUCAAACCAGCAACAAAACCAGUGCGGCUUUUCACUGAGGAGGAGCUGAAGAGAUACGACGGCAGUGAGGAGGGCCAGCCUAUUUACAUGGCAGUAAAAGGAGUGGUGUUUGAUGUCACUAAAGGAAAAGAGUUUUAUGGAAAGGGUGCUCCCUAUAACGCCCUGGUUGGGAAGGACUCCACUCGAGCUGUGGCCAAGAUGUCCCUGGACCCAGAAGACCUGACAUCAGAUACCGCAGGCCUCACUGAAGAGCAACUUAAGUCUCUGGACAGUAUAUUUGAAGGGACAUACAAAGCCAAGUAUCCCAUUGUGGGUUACACAGCAUCACGGAUCCUCAAUGAGGACGGAAGUCCCAACGAAGACUUCAAACCGGAGGAUCAGCCUCAUUUUCAAAUCAAAGAUGAGUUUUAAUUUCAACUCGGCUCUUUUAUCUUUCUCCUAUUUACUUGACCAGAAUCAUCAAAAAGUGUAACACAGUACAUGAGAAGAAUGAAAUAAAAGAUCCUUUUUACUUGAACUGAAGCUUUACAUGGUCCUGCAUCACCGUGAGAGUCUUAUCGCGCAGCAAGCCUUUCCCACUGCUGAGACGUCUAUUGUUCCAGUUUUCCAGUUUUUACAUCAUGCCUCAGUUGUCAGACUUCUGUGUCUGAUGUAUCGUGCAGCCUGAUGAAACUCAAACAUCCCUGUGAAGCAACAUGAAAUGAAACGCGUUGUUUAUUUUGCAUAUAUUGACUGUGUAUUGAAUGCAGCGGCAGGGGGAGAACUAUAAGAUUUAAAACACCACCAAAUGUUUCUGAAGAGACACUUGAUUUUAGUACUACUGCAACUGAUUCUGAGAUGUCUGAAAUAUGUUGAAAGGAACAGAAUAAAUAAAUAAAAAAUCCUGGCCUUAUUUAUGAUACGUAACAAAUUAUUAUUAGAAAUGUUGAUGGAUAACUUCCUGCUAAUCCACGACUAUUUGCAUUAUUUGUAAGUCUAAAUGUUGUCACUAUAAUUUGCUGUUUGUCCACAACAGAAUGAGGGUUGAACAGAAAACUGUAAUUCUGCUGCUUUGUUCAUGUUCAGUCCAUUUUUUUCUCAACAUGAUUUUUGUUUUUGGAGAAUUGUCAAUAAAAUUUGCAAAUUUA